AUGAUAUAAUGAAUUCAGGCGAAAUUGCCUGUUUCAUUGAGAACGGUUUUGCGAUAGGCGGAAUUGCAAGCUGUUUCACGAAAACUUUCUCCACUUUUUUUCUUUCUCUUAACAUUAAUUAUUUGCUUACCGUUCACCGUUAAUUUGUAACAGCUGAUCAGACAAGUUAUUUAGUGUUUGUGCCUUUAUACGAAAAUAAUGGAAGAUUUGUUUCUACCGGCUAUUAACGCUUGCAUUGUUGUUUUGGGUGACAUCGGGCGUAGCCCACGAAUGCAGUAUCAUGCUUGCAGCUUAUUGGAACAUAAUUGUAAUGUGGAUAUAAUUGGUUACCAAGAGACUGAACCACUGGAAGAACUUUCUCGUCAACAUGGCAAAUGUAAAAUACAUUGCUUAACACCAGUUCCUGACGUCAAUUUUACACCCAAGUUAAAAUUAAUAUUCAAGACGAUAUGGCAAUCUCUAAGUUUACUGAGAGCUUUGUUUUCGAUUAAUAGGCCAAAGUUUCUUUUAGUGCAAAAUCCACCUGGUAUUCCCACUUUGAUGAUAUGCUAUUUCUAUUGCUUGAUUAUGCGUUCCAAGCUGGUCAUCGAUUGGCACAAUUAUACGUACACCAUAUUAGCACUCAGUAUGAAAGAUGGCGAGCGAAAUCUGUUGUGCCGUUUUGCUCGAUGGUUAGAAUAUUACUUUGGUGGUAAAGCAGACGCUCACUUUUGUGUCACUAAAGCUAUGCAAAUGGAUUUAAAUAAUAAUUGGAAUAUUAGUAAUGUGAUUGUUUUAUAUGAUCGUCCAACGUCCCGGUUCCAACCAAUUGACUUGUAUAAAAAACAUGAUAUUUUUAUGAAAUUAUCAAAAAGCUAUAGUCAAUUUCAAGCGGAAACUUGUGAUGAUUUAGAAAAGAUGGGGGUUAAAGAAAGUACUGCGUUUACCCAAAAAUUGCAUAAUGACAUUGUGCAAUAUAAAGCUGAUAGAAACGCUAUUUUAAUUUCUUCGACCAGCUGGACACCCGACGAGGAUUUCGGUAUUUUGCUUAAGGCCUUAGAAGCUUAUGAAAAUAACGCCUUACAACAUCCCCAAGAUUUUCCAAAUUUAUUGUGUAUUAUUACUGGUAAAGGCCCUCAAAAAGAUGAGUUUGUGGGGAAAAUCGGAAAAAUGAAAUGGGUAAAGGUAUCGUUUGUAAUGCCUUGGCUCGAUUUCGAAGAUUACUGCACAUUAUUGGCAGCGGCCGAUUUAGGAGUUUGCCUACACUGGAGUUCUAGUGGCCUCGACUUGCCCAUGAAAGUCGUAGAUAUGUUUGGGUGCGGCCUGCCUGUAUGUGCUUACAACUUCAAAUGUUUGAAUGAGUUAGUGAAGCCUCAUCAGAAUGGAUUCGUGUUUGAAAAUCAUCAGCAAUUGAGUGAGCAUUUGAAUUUUUGGUUUGAAAAGUUUCCCAACAAUACUAAUACAAAUGCAACAAAGCAAGUUUUUAUUAAAAACUUGCAGGAAUUUCAAGGAUUGCGUUGGCGUGAAAAUUGGAACACACAUGCAUUAGGGAUUUUUAAUAAAUAUCUUUAGGAAUUUUAUUUUUUUGGAAACAAAUAAACAAAUUAAAAGUCUUCAUCUCAAUUGAUUUCUUUUGAUGUAUAGAGGCAACGUAUGCACACGUGU
This is a messenger RNA of Glossina fuscipes, 1644 nucleotides long. It is a transcript of the gene Alg1, whose product is annotated as chitobiosyldiphosphodolichol beta-mannosyltransferase. Gene Ontology annotation, cellular component: endoplasmic reticulum. Gene Ontology annotation, molecular function: mannosyltransferase activity. The transcript is spliced from 3 exons. The coding region runs from base 199 to 1551 and encodes 450 amino acids. NCBI's taxonomy places the organism in Eukaryota, Metazoa, Arthropoda, Insecta, Diptera, Glossinidae. The record is from RefSeq and is a predicted model, not a curated record.